Camellia sinensis is the source of this 995-nucleotide messenger RNA. Its product is annotated as phospholipase A1-IIgamma. The record is from RefSeq and is a predicted model, not a curated record. Gene Ontology annotation, molecular function: glycerophospholipid phospholipase A1 activity. NCBI's taxonomy places the organism in Eukaryota, Viridiplantae, Streptophyta, Magnoliopsida, Ericales, Theaceae. Gene Ontology annotation, biological process: lipid metabolic process.
ACUGAUAUACAAAUUGGUUUAGAGAGAAAAAUAGAAACAAGAUGGACACCAAUAGCAACAUUGCUAAAAGAUGGAGGGUUCUAAGUGGUGAACAAAACUGGAAGGGCCUAUCGGACCCUCUAGACAUUGAUCUCCGGCGGUACAUCAUUCACUAUGGAGAAAUGACUCAAGUAACUUACGACAACUUCAUCUCUGAUAAGUUGUCAAAAUAUGCAGGAAGCAGCCGGUAUGCAAAGACGGACCUCUUUGCUAAACUGGGUCUAGAUCCGUUGAUGUAUCGCGUGACUAAAUAUUUGUAUGCAACAUCGUCAACGCAAGUCCCCGAUGCAUUCAUCUUGAAGUCUCUAUCAAGGGAGGCAUGGAGCAAAGAAUCGAAUUGGAUGGGAUAUGUCGCUGUGGCCACAGACGAAGGGAUGGCUAAGCUGGGGAGGAGAGACAUUGUGGUUGCCUGGAGAGGAACACACCAGGCCUUGGAAUGGGUUAAUGAUUUGCAAAUUCUUCUCGUUUCACCUUCAAAGAUACUUGGAGAGCAAGAUGAUGAUACUAAGGUGCAUCAGGGAUUUUACUCUAUCUACACUUCAAAUGAUCCAAGAUCACCAUUCACCAAGACUAGUGCUAGAGACCAGGUUCUUGAAGAGGUCAGAAGGCUUGUUGAGGAAUACCAAAAUGAGGAAAUCAGCAUAACUGUAGUUGGUCACAGUUUGGGUGCAGCAAUUGCAACCCUAAAUGCAUUUGACAUAGCUGCCAACGGAUUGAACAUUCCUAGUAACCAACCAGACAGGGCGUGUCCUGUGACUGCCUUUGUGUUUGCUAGCCCAAGAGUUGGUGAUUCAGACUUCAAAAAGGUCUUGUCUGGGCUAAAAAAUCUCCGUGUUCUACGUGUUCGUAAUGCCCUAGAUAUUGUUCCAAAGGUUCCAUUCAUAGGCUACAAAAACGUGGGUGAAAAAUUAGCAAUUGACACUACGAACUCCAUCCUUUAGCAAUGUUGCUAUUGG